Messenger RNA from Hippoglossus stenolepis (Pacific halibut), 8075 nucleotides. It is a transcript of the gene hoxa3a, whose product is annotated as homeobox A3a. The coding region runs from base 5875 to 7119 and encodes 414 amino acids. The transcript is spliced from 4 exons. Gene Ontology annotation, biological process: regulation of transcription by RNA polymerase II. The record is from RefSeq and is a predicted model, not a curated record. Lineage: Eukaryota; Metazoa; Chordata; Actinopteri; Pleuronectiformes; Pleuronectidae. Gene Ontology annotation, molecular function: DNA-binding transcription factor activity, RNA polymerase II-specific; RNA polymerase II cis-regulatory region sequence-specific DNA binding. Gene Ontology annotation, cellular component: nucleus.
GUGGACUAUCCGGUAGCUUGAGAACUGCCAGCCUGCGUUAAACAGCCGUAUUAUUGUAUUCGCUCCCUCUAUCCGUCCCUAUUAGUCCAUUACACUAAUUUGUCAGUUGUGCAGUGCUGAAUACUGGUCUCGGCAGAUGUUGCGCAGGGUUGGGUCCGGCUCAUGGCUAUUUAAUUGCUUCCUUCCCCGUGUAACUUGUUUCCCUCCAUCUGUGGUGUAACUCAUAAUCCAUUUUUACAUGUUGGAUAAUUAUCUCUGUGUCCAUUUCCACCCCCACAAACUUCGAGUUGUUGUCGUUUUAUUACGUUGGAGAAUUCGCAGACCGUGAGCCAGAAAGUUUCCAGGAGGGGUUUGUGUGUGCGGAGUGUGUAGCUUAUCCUUGAUCAAGUUAAAUGCCAAUGCAGGCCUUACACAUUUACAGUUAGAUCCGCGUGAUUGGCUUCUGUGAUGACUUUUUUUGGGAAGUUGCGGGUCCAUCCCUGGAAAAAAACCCCGAAAAGUUGCAGUUGUUGUCUUUGCUGCGGCGCCUGAUGCCUGCGCCCCACAUGUUGGCACCACGUAUGGCUUUAGGACCGGCUGUAAACAGUGUCAUGUAAACACAACACGGGAACAAACAGCAGCAGGGAGACGUCUGAAAAGGAAUUCCGUUUUGUGUCCGCCGAGUCUUUUUGUGUUUUGGGGUUGAAAAGUUCAGAUGACCCCCUCAGAAAGAAGUCACUCUCGCUUUGUGCUGACCUCUUGUCCCGAUCAGAGCCAGGGCGAGAGCGGUCACCUCCUCCAGCGGUUAAUGGUUCCAAAAUACUACAAAAAGGAUGAAAAGUAGAAAGCUUGGACUUAUCUUUCGACCCUUUAUGGAUUUAUCAUUUUUGUUUUUCUUGGCCUUUUUGCGUCUGCUUUUAUGGGAAGGAUGUGACUCAUUGCUCGUGUUUUUUAUCAGAACAUUUCAGACCAAAUAUGCUCAAAGAUAACCAAAUCCUUUGAGAAGGGAUGGAGAGGUUUUGCAGCCGAAUAUCAGAGAAAUAUCCACUCCACCUUUUUUAAAACUUUCUUUAGACUGUCGGAUUUGGAAACAUUUUACGCAGCCUUCCUGCCUAUUUAACCUAAAUCUAAACAUUAACCUUUGGUGUAAAGGUCCACAUCAAAAAAUAUAUAUUUCUAACAAAUGUCAAUGUUCACUUUUAACUGCAGAACAAACAGAACCCAUAACUUGUAAUGACUUCUGACUCUUUUCGCACCGAAGCUGGAGAGAAGCUCUAUUGGAAAUUUGACCACUUUCAGAAGAAAUACAGGAAACCAAUGCAAAAUCUUCUUUGAAACAAACUCAUUGAAAAUCAAUGGAUGCAUUGUUAGUCAAUUCGAUCCAUCCAAACGACACUGCUGAAAGUCCUCGGUCAUAUUGCUUAAACAAACGUUGUGCAUUGCUAUGUAAAGAGGUCACCAGCCUAACAAAAUAUGGAUUUAUAUUCUUCCCAGAGAGAAUGCGGCUAUUUGGAAAUUAAAACCUUCGCCAAUCUUUCAAAAGGAGAAAUUUGGACAGGGCCCCAUGUGCGGCGCGCUGCCAGGCGGGGAGAGGGAGGGAGAGGGAGAGGAGCGCUGUGUAGGUUCAUCUGGAGGUCAGCCACAGCACCAAGAUAAAUCUGCAUCCUCUCAGAGCCACCAGCAGAGCUCGCUUUAGGCCAAGUUCACUGUCACCCUGCUGUAUGGAGAGAGGAGAACCACUCACACAUCCACGGCACCGCGCGCACACACACGCCUUCACGCUAAUGACAAGUUUGCUUGGCGUUGCCUAUAAGCAUAAUGCGUAAAAAUGAAUUUACCAAAGGCCCGAGCGCCUGUGGUAACACGCAGCACUGGAGGAAAGAGGCUGAGCGGGGAACAGAGAGGAGGGAGUCUAACUUCGAGUGUUGCCUCCAACAAAGACUUUUGGCUGCGUUGCUUUGCUCUAUAACGCUAAUGAAUGAUUUGCAUAUUUUACGGCCCUAUUAGUCUUAAGUGGGAGCCCAUCGGAUUGAUCAUUCCACUGCCUCCUUGGAAACAUCACAAAGUCACAAUUGCAUUUCAGGUCUUGUGCUGGCAUCUUCCCACUAAUUAUGAAAUUCGUGGAAGUGAUAGUGUCGAUGGCGAGAGGUGUACACAUUGUUGAAAUGAAUUUUUCAUUUCAACAGAUCCCCAGAUCUCCCUGGGCUGGGACUGAUGAGAGCGAGAUAGCUGCGGGAGAGGAGGAAAAAUUGGGGUCAAAAGUUUACGCGCUGAACAAGUCUCCGUCAUCUGUUCACUCGGAGCCUGAUGCCAGCCUUAUAAUAGCGAUCUUGACUCUCCACACAAAAGAGAGAAUAGCUUUGAAUUACAUAUGUGGCACGGUGCACUCCAGGUGAACCCUGGAAGCGCAGUGACCUCGCGUUUGGAACCGGGGGAGGGGGACCCCCUCCGCCCGUCCCCGGCAACAAGAUUGAGUGGCUGGCGUUUUAUUAGGGCGGUUGAUUGGUGAAUUUCUUUUGAAUAAAUUGCAUUUGAUAUGUUUAGGGACGAGGGCAGCAUUUGCAUUUCGAGGAUUGAUACUCUCGACCCGGUCACAGGGUAAUGGGAAGGCCCUGAGCCCCCAAACUGUGCCCCCGGACCCCUUAAAAAACAUUUAGCCCCUCUCUUCCUGAUAAGCUGAAUAGAAGCCCUUUAAGAAAACUGAAAUGGCACAGAUGUUUUUUGACCCAUAGAGAGAAAGCUUGUUUUUCAAAUAUUUAUAUAUAUUUGUACCAAUAUGUUUCAUAUGCAUUGUAUUGUUUACUAGGCCUAUGAAAACGCCACUGGAAAAAUUCGCUUUUUUUUAGAUUUUACCUAGAUAGAACCUUUGGUUGUAGGCGUAAGGGAAGAAUAAAAAAACACAAAAGAUUGCUGGUAACAGAAAAUGUAUUUAUUUCCUUUAUUUCUGCUUUAAAAACUCAAAAGUAAAACCGUCUCCUCAAUCCCGAAACGUAUCCAGGGCAACAAAACACAGAUUCCUAAAAAGAAAGACAAAAGAGUAAACAGAAAAACAUGGCAACAAUUUCUCGUAUGAAAAAAGGCAAAUAAAACCAGACUAUACUUUCACUUUCGAUUUUGGCUUUUUUUAAAUCGUCAUGUUAACAUGAAAUUGUUGUAAAAUAAGCAUCUCCCCCAAAUCUCCAAAAGUUUAUUUGUGAAAAUUCAACACAUUUAUAGAAAGUCAGUAUUGUACAUGUGGCGUCCACACAGGACGAUUUUCUGCGCUUUGAAAAUGAUACAUAUUUAACUUAAAAUAGCAAAUGUACAAUAAAUCAAAUAACAUGAAUCAGAUUUUUGCUCUAGUCACAAGUUUGUAAGUUAAAUUCAAAAUUCAAAAAGCUCGUUAUGGAAGACAACAAGGCGACAAAAUAUAUUGCUUAAUAGUUUUAACUAAAGUCACAGAUCGUAAUUAUUGCCAUUUUCUAUCUUUUUUUAUCAAUAUCCAAUAUUCCACAUAUUUCUCUUUUACUAAUCAUGAUAUUCACAGUGAUCUAGUUGCAUAUCGUCUCUUAAAACGCACAGUUUAACUUAUUUAAACGUUUGCUCACAGUUUCCGCAGCAGCACAGACGCACAGAUUUCAGUUUUUGUUUUUUGGGAAACAUGAAUUGUAUAAAAAAUAAGACUCGGUGCUUUCAGCUGCAGAAGCCUCCAUCCUCAGAGGAAGUUGCCCGUAGACGCUGCAUGCGUGAAGAAUGGAGCUGCUGUUGUUCACCUCUUCCCUGUUCAGUUAUAGCCUUGACGUUUCUCUAUAUUAUAUAUCUAAUCAAAGUUAGCAGCUGUAUAAAACCCAGUGUCCAGUCCUGCAUGCUCCACUUCUCCCUGUGCGUAUUUGCCGUGCAGCAAUAAAUAACAGAGGUAAAAGGAAAGCUCACACGUGACACGCUGUGCAAAAUAAAAAUAUUUGAUUACCAGUGUUUACCUUUAUCAUAAAUAUUUCCAUAAAGAUAUGAAAGGUGUUUUCUAGGCCGAAUCCUUGGCUCAUCUGGGACGCAGGGAGGAUUUCUAAUGCCGGCCCGUCACGCAGGGGCUGCACACACAGACAGGAGACCUUGUGAGAGCAACAUGCAAUCUGUCACCAUCGUCACAGCACUUCUCUGAUAAACUAAAUUUACAGUAAACUGUCAGCGUGAUGUAUUUAUCUUAAAUAGACCUUCACUGCACAGUGCAUGCUCUGAGAGGGAGCACCGCAUCUGGAGUUGUUAACGUAUUUUGUCCUCUAAUACUAAUAACAGAAAUGAUCCAACACGAGCCUGUAACGGAUUCUGUUGAGGAAAACGUGUGUUAAAACUUUGUGCAAAUUAUUACCAUUGUUUCCAGAUGCUGCCUUUUAGUCCAACGGUCAAUUGGAUUGUUAUUAUCCAAUUACAUUUUCGAAACAAGCUGCAGUGUUUGAGAGAUUUCCAGAUGCUUUAAUGCGUCUUUACGCACAGCACAGCAGCACAUUGCAGGCCUACGUGAGAUAACAUAGGUGUUAGGCUUCUUAUCUAAAGUGCUUAUUUUGUAGCUCUGAAUAGUGUUUUUAUGAUGAUGUUUUACUAAACUAAGCAGCCUAAAUUUAAAGGGAAAAAAGAUAUAUAGUCCACAGCAACAAGUCUAGAGAGCAGAACUAUUCACGCAAGGCUAAGUUACUGUAAGUGGAUAAUAGCCUGAAUGACCUGGCCCAUAUUUAUACAGGAACUAUAAUAGAAUGGCAGCAGACUGUAAAUUUAGAUAUCAUGUGAAGACGUCUUACCGCUGACAUUAUGUUGACAUAUUGCCUCUCAGGUGGUCUCUCGGCCAUACGGAUACAGUGGAUAUAUGGUAGAAAGUACAUCAUCUGCCAUUUACAAUGAGUUACGUUGGCUGUAAGAUACACAAGACAGCCGCAGCAGCAGCUCUGCCUCACAGCAACACUGUGCUAACAUGGAAAAAGAAAAUCAUUUUUUAAGCAGAGCAAAAUGGGGGCCCUUCCUUUGGCUGCUGCAUGGAAUAAGAUGUCACCUGUUUUAAGUCUUCAGCAUCAGCACAUCCAAAAAAUAGAAAUUCUGAGAAUGUGAAAGAAAAAAAAAAAAAGAAAUGUGUUGAAUGUUAAAUAUGUGAGUUGCCUGUUCCUGUUUAGAAGACCACCACUCUCCAUUUCCCCCUCGUAGCUCGAAGUGGGAAUUUUUUUCCAUAUAGUUGUUGGUCUUUUUGCGCAUUUUAAAAUUCCUCUGGGGACCAUCCUGGGUGCUGACCCCUCGCUAAGUGCUCCCCAACAGACCCCGCAGAACUGAAGUCCAAGUCCGGGGUGAAUCCCAGGUCACCGCGUCUAACAGAUAUGAAAAUGUCGCCUCUUUGGAAAAGAGGGGGCACGCCUUGUUGUUUAACAAAGACUGUCAAUGGGCAAGAUUAAUCAGAAACAAAAUGGAAACGGUGUCACUUUGGGGUCAGGCAGAAGUUAUCUCUGUUUAGGGGAGCGAAUAGAAUAGGGGAGGACCAGGAGGAGAAGGGAGAAGGGAAAAAAAGAACUGGAGAAAAGAAAAGAAAGCUUUCAAUAUUUCCGAAGUUUGGCCUCUUGUUUCUCCAAGCAGAGGCCUUGUUGACGUGGACAGUGUGGAUCAGCUGCCGCAUCUUCCGGGGACUCACAUACAGUGUGACACCUCGGACAUGGAGACGAAACAUCAGGACCUGGACGUGAAGGCAGAUGGCGCAGAGCACGAAAUCCAGCCGAGUGAAUUCAGGCCAUCGCAAGGUCUCCGAGACACCUUGAGCCGCCUUCGGUUCACCCGAGGAGGCCAUUGGCGGAGAGGCGUCACGUGACCACGGGGUGCCAAUGUUAUUCUACACGGGUGUCAAGACCCUGUCAGUUUCUGAAAUAAAUAUUGGGAAACGGCGAGAUGCAAAAGGCAACCUACUACGACAGCUCCGCAAUUUACAGUGGCUACCCAUAUCAAAGCGCAAAUGGCUUCAGUUAUGAUGCCAAUCAGGUCCAAUAUCCCCGGGCCUCUCAUGUGGAAAGUGAGUACCAUCGACCUGCCUGCUCCCUGCAGUCUCCUGACGGCUCCGUGGCGCUGCAGAAGCCGGGGGAGAUGGCGGAGGGCUGCGACAGGACCACAGCCAUUCAGGCGGCGCAGUCCCAGGUCCAUCCCGAAAGCAAUCAACCGCAGGUGCCGGUGUCAGGUCCGCCCCCUCCCUCCCAAUCCCCCGGUGCCAUCAGCCAAAACGCGAGCAACGGGUCCAGCCAGCCCGGUGCCAAGAACGACUCACCGACCACCAACGCGCGAGGCAAACAGAUCUUCCCCUGGAUGAAGGAGUCCCGUCAGAACACCAAGCAGAAACCCAACGGUAGCACCAGUUCAGUGGAGAGUUGCCCCGGAGACAGGAGUCCCCCAGGGUCAGCGGCGUCGAAGAGGGCCCGGACAGCUUACACCAGCGCCCAGCUAGUGGAGCUGGAGAAGGAGUUCCACUUCAACCGGUACCUCUGCAGACCCCGGAGGGUGGAGAUGGCGAACCUGCUCAACCUCACCGAGAGACAGAUCAAAAUCUGGUUCCAGAACCGCAGGAUGAAAUACAAGAAGGAUCAGAAGGGCGUGGGUAUGAUGCCUUCCCCUGGCGGACAGUCCCCGCGGAGCCCCGUGGGCCCGGCCUCCAGCGGUGGAGGAUACCUCAACUCUAUGCAUUCUCUUGUAAACAGUGUUCCUUAUGAAUCCCAGUCGCCAACGUCUUACAAUAAACCGCAUCAGAACGCGUACGGUAUGGCCACGUCAUAUCCCCCUCCUUUGAACAGCUCCCUCAGCAACUGCCCGCCCUCCCAGAAGAGGUAUCCCGGGACCGACUCGGCCACGCCCGAUUAUGACGCGCAUCCUCUCCAAGGCAAUGGCAACUACGGGACGCACAUGCAGGGCAGCCCCGUUUAUGUCGGCGGAGGCUACAUCGAGUCUAUGCCCAACUCCGGGGCCUCCGUUUUCGGUCUGACCCACCUCUCGCACCCGCCGUCCGCAAACAUGGACUACAAUGGAGCAAUCACAAUGGGCAACAGUCAGCAUCACGGAGUGUGUGAUCCGACACCGACGUACACAGACCUAACGCCGCACUACUCUCAGGGAAGAAUCCAGGAAGCGCCCAAACUGACGCAUCUGUAGCGGUGGCGCAGCUCGGAUCACUCCGCCCAUUGUCUUACCCACCUACAGACACAUUACCGCUUUGUUUCUGCGCCUCCACACGGCUUCCACCUCCUCUCCGCUUUUGUUUAUGUUUUCUAUAGUUUUGAUGUGUGAAGUAGCGUAGGAUGAAUAAUCACGACUUGCUUGGAUUUUUUUUCUCUAUUUGCUCGUGUCAUUGUCUUUCAAAGACCUUUAUCUGGGCUGUAGGACUCUAGAGCGGGAGGGAGGGGGGCACAGUAUAUGCAUAGGCCUAUUUAAUCUUUUUUUGUUUUUUUUAAAAAACUUGUUUUUAAAGCUGAAACGCAAACAGGGUAUUAUGAACGUAUGUUAUUCAUUUUUAAUGUGAAUUUGUCCGUAUUUUUUUAUUUAUCCGCAGUUGAAGAAUUGUGUUUUGCAUUUUGUUGCACUUGUGAAAGGAUCCUUCAGGAGCCACGAGCUCGGAUUAUGAGGGAAACACAUUUUCAAAAAGAAAAAAAAAUCAAGGGUCAUGAGCUUAAACGCAGCCCCCUUGCUUUUGUUUAGUUCUAUUGGACUUUUUCUAAUGUUAUUUAUUUUGUUUGGUGUUAAGAUAAGAGUCCUUUAGUAUUAUUUGACCCCCCUGCAAUCUUUGUGUGGGGAGAAGGUUGAUGGAUAUUAGCGUGUCGGCCCUCUACAUGUAGUCUGCAGCUCCCCAGCAGCAGCAGCAGCAGCAGCACCAUGUUGGUAUUAUAGCCUAUGUUUCCAUUUUUUUUUUUUUCUUCGAGGAGGUAUUUUGUUUUCUCCACCAAUGUAAAAUCAAUCAGUCAUGCAAUAAGUGUGGAUGGAGAAGGGACACACGUUAGCAGUUUCUUUAUUGAAGAAAAAAAAGGAACAGACCAUCAUCAAUUUUCUUUUCGAUGUCAUACAUUCCAUGCUGCUCCAGUUCGAAGAAAUGAAUAAAAAGAAUUGAAAUAUAA